Molecule: messenger RNA, 1975 nt
Organism: Dendronephthya gigantea
Lineage: Eukaryota; Metazoa; Cnidaria; Anthozoa; Malacalcyonacea; Nephtheidae
Product: trihelix transcription factor GT-2-like
Exons: 1
Coding region: 367-1404 (345 amino acids)
Source: RefSeq, a predicted model, not a curated record
GCUAGAAUCGUGCUUGCUUGAACUAAAUCCACUUGAAUCUGUCAACAAGUCACCUUCCAAGCGCGCUUGGUAGUGUGACCGCGCAAAACGCGAAAUUGCAGCACGCUUGAAAUCUGAUACGGUUUGCUUGAAAUUUCAAAGGCGCCGAAGCACGGUCCAAACACACUACAGGGUAUGUUUGAAUCGUGCUAGAAUGUGAAUCUCAAAUGGAUUAUAUAAUUUAGCCAAUGAAAUUUUCAGUUUCAAGAGGGAAAUAGACAGGCAAUUUAAAAAUGUCAUAACGCGGUGGUUUCGAAAUAUUUUGUCUUUAUCUUCGCGAGAAGCGCAAACACUGCAAAGUUGAGUAAGAAAAAUUUUAAAAAAAGGAUGUCGCAGACACCAGACAGAUUCGAUGAAAGAAACGAUGCUGCGUUCUUGUUUCCGAACGCUUUUGAUGGGCAGGAGAGCAAUUCUGCUUUUGCUCGUGCGACGCCAGAAGCCAGUUGGAUAUUUGGGCGCCAACCACAACCACCGCCAUUCUACCCAUAUUUUCCUCGAGCUCCUGUCCCACCGCAACGCGUACAAUCUCUGUCUGCUCCUGGUAACAGUUCCGAUGUCCCCUCGACCUGCUCGAACGAGAACAGAAUACGGAGUUAUUCCACAAAUAUUGACGAAAACGGCGCUUCAUCAACAGCAAACACCGAUAGAAAUGGCGCCAAAUCGUCAUCGAAAUGGGGCGAAGCGCAAACGAGUGUGUUGGUAAGCGAGUGGAAGGAAAGAAUCGAGGAGGUAGAAAGUUCUAGAGCAACUGAGGCUUGGAAUAAAAUUGUAGAGGCAGUGAACAAGGCUGGGAGCAAAAAAACGACUAAACAAUGCAAGGACAAGCUUCGUAACUUAAAAAAGGCUUACAAAGACGCAAAGACAAAUAACAAAGCAACUGGAAGGCCACCCCAAACCAGCCCAUACUUCGACUCGUUUGACGAAGUUCUCGGUACUCGGGCCGUUGUGACAAUGCCAGGGAUAAUCCAGAGUGGGCAAGCCAUAUUUGGAGACUCGUCUUCAUCUUCGCAAGACCAGUCAUUCAAUGAUUCCGAAGAAUCUGACCAAGAGUACGACAGGCGAGAUGCGAGUGAUUCAGAAUUGGAGAGUUCUCUAAAUGCUGGACCGCGGCCCAAACGAAAAGCGCCAAAGAAAGACCAAAAAAAAGCUAAGAAAGGUCGGAUCACCACGGCAAGUGCGAUGAUCGACUUGACUGAGAAGCUAGUUGAGAUGCAAAACUCCCAGUUGAAAAUGAUGGAGAAGGCUCAAAAGCGAAGCGAGGAUCUUCUCAUAAAGCUUGAAGCAGAUCAGAGGAAGCUGGAUGAGGAGUCUCGAAGAAGAGAUCAGGAGUUUUUUUUAAGAAUGGCUGAAAUUAUGAAAAGAUAGAUGAUAGCCUACUUGAUGAACUGUUAAAAAAACAUAAACAUUUUUUAAUUGAUAAAGAUCAAUAUAUUUUGAACAUGGAUUAUAUUCUAAUAAUUUUAGAAAAGUUAUCAAGUUAUCGUAAAGAUUAUUAUUAUUAAAUAUUAUUGUAUAUUGUAUUCAAAAUUCAUAGAUUAUAUAAUUACACGCAUGGUACUACGAUUGUCGUAGCAUAACUUGGACAUAUUUAGGUUAAACUCUGUUCGAUUAACAAGCGAAUACGUUCAGCAGUUGGAUUAUGAACUAUGUUUUCUUGCCGCCUUGUUUCUAAAUAUUCCCUGUCUACACGAAUAAUUCUUCGUAAAAUCUCCUCGUCGUCAAACUCCUCACCAGCCUCUUGGCAAAAAUUAUGUAAUAUGCAGCAUGACAAUAUUACGUCUGGAAUGUUUUCAAACCGGUUGUCCAGCCUUUUCAAAAGUAUUCUCCAUCUGGCCUUAAGGAUUCCGAAUGCCCUUUCAACGGUCGAUCUAGCUGAAGAGAGAGUCUUGUUAAAUCGGCGUUGUGAACGAUUAAGAUUAGCACCGUUAGGGUAAGG